CUUCACAGGAGCUACUCAGAGAGUGUGUGAAGGCUGGGUGGGCUGUGUGUUUGUCCAUUGAAGGUAUUUUCUCCCACCACCGAGCUGAGGAGGGAUGCCUGAGGAGAGGACGACACCCCCCCUCCUCCCCUGCUCACAUGACUGCGAUUAGAGGAGGAGUGUGGUGGGACACAGAGAGCGAGAGAUGGUAUGAGGGUGCUACACUGGUGCAUGCUGGGAGUGACCAUCCUCCUGCUGGCGUGUGAGGUCACCAUCAGUCAGCUGUGCAAGUCCCUUAUCACCUUAGUAGAUGGUUUCCAUACGCUCUUCAUCCUCUUGCGCAUGGCUCUUCCUCCUUUGGACUCCUCUACAUCUCCCCCACAUGCUUCCUCCUCUUCAUCAGCACUGCCUUCCCCUCCACCUGCAGAGUCAUCCAUUGAAUCUCCACCUGCGAGCCCGGUUGGUGGGCCUCCGGCCUGUGGUGUGUCCUACACCAGCAGCAGGGUUCAGCCCGUGGGAUCUUUCAUCUCCGCUCUGCUCCUGACCUCUCUGUGUCUCUCUUACUUCCUGGAAAUCAUCGGCUUUACUCUGGACCCACACCCAGUGCAGCGCCCCCUGCUGCUGGUGGCGGUCGGAGCUGUCAGUGUGCUGCAUAAGAUGCUGGUGGUCUGGCUGAACUGGGAUCAGCUGCAGGAGGAGAAGGCAGGGCCCUGCAGGAAGUCCGAGACCGAAUCUCCCCUUGAAGUGAACCGCAAAGUCUUGACUGCAGAAGAAACUAAAGGGAGGGCGGAGCAGGGUCGCGUCCUGGAGGACGGUAGCCAUAUCCACUCUGCCAUGAACGACUCGCACAACAACGGGGCGCUUAUCCUCUGUAACCCGGGAACCUCCAGCGUCCCUGACACUGACUUUCAAACUUUACAGAAGCCAGAAGUCCACCUGCAUGCAGCAGCUUUUCAGGACAGCAGCAACUGUGGAGCUGCCAGCAGUGUUUCACAUUUAAGGGUUAACAAGUGCAUAGGACAUCUUGACAAUCAAAAUGCAUCUAAUACCUCCCCAGUCUUCAAGUCAACAUAUCACACAGAGAGUACUUUACCAAUCAGUAAGUGGCCGGUCAGUCUCCUGUCGUUCGUCCUGGUCCUUCAGGGUCUCUGUACCUCUCUCCUGGCUCUGACCAACAGCCUGGUGGUGAUGCUUAUCGGCCCACAGUUGCUGCACAGCACUGGGACCUGUGGCCUGCUGGUUUACCUGGAUCCUGGCCUCUCCCUGCUCGCUGUGAUAAUGCUAAUUGUCACAGCUCUGCCACAGGUGCACAGGUAUGUACUGCUGCUGCUACAGGCCACACCGCCACACAUUUGUGUGUCUGAUCUUGGACGGAGAAUUACAAGUGUACCCGGGGUGCAGGCUGUGCACGACCUCCACGUGUGGCAGCUAACUGAAUCCUUCACGGUGGCCUCUGUCCAUGUACAUUGCCAUGCUGGGUUUCCAGUGCACAGGUGUGCUGACCUGAUGACGGGGGUCACUAAGGUGCUGCAGAGUGUAGGAGUGAGCUGCUGCACCGUUCAGCCAGAGUUUGCCUCCUGCCCUGAUUCCUCAGCAGGCAGUGCAUCGCCCGUCCUCCACAGAGAGGACCCCUCCCUACCUCCUCUUCUGUUCUGCAGCCUCGCCUGUGGAAAGGCCUGCGCUGGGAAUAUGUGCUGCUCCUCCCUGGACGACACCAGGAGCCUGCUGGCAGCAGCAGCUGGAGAAACAAAGGAAGAACCUCAGACUCUGGUCAUCGAGAACACCUUCCUCUGACUGAGAGAACUGCACUGGAAGAGCUUAAUUAACUGAAUGUAGGGGGAAAUAUUUUGUGCCUGGACAUAUGUUAUUGUUCUGUAGUUUUGUGACAUUAACACAGUGCUGUCCCACAGAUUUUCUAUGCAAUAUCAAGUGCAAUUCUGUCAAAGUGGAGGCUUUUUUGUUGCAUUGCUUCAUUUG
Molecule: messenger RNA, 1956 nt
Organism: Eleginops maclovinus (Patagonian blennie)
Lineage: Eukaryota; Metazoa; Chordata; Actinopteri; Perciformes; Eleginopidae
Product: proton-coupled zinc antiporter SLC30A1
Exons: 6
Coding region: 190-1773 (527 amino acids)
Biological process (GO): detoxification of zinc ion; intracellular zinc ion homeostasis; zinc ion transmembrane transport
Cellular component (GO): endoplasmic reticulum; Golgi apparatus; membrane
Molecular function (GO): zinc ion transmembrane transporter activity; calcium channel inhibitor activity
Source: RefSeq, a predicted model, not a curated record